CUAUUUAAAAGUCAAACAAAGCGAAAGUAUAUACUUUCAUUUUCUAUCUAAAAGUGUAAUUUGUAAACCAUGGCUACAGGUUUAGGAAAUUUAAGUGGAAAAGUGGCUCUAAUCACAGGCGCCAGUUCUGGUAUCGGGGCAGCGACUGCCGUGUUGCUGUCCAGGCUGGGGGCAAGUGUGGCACUGACGGGCAGAAAGGAGGAAAACCUGAAGAAAGUCGGAGAGCAGUGUCUAGAUAAACCUCUGUUGAUACCUGGUGAUCUGGUCAAAGAAGAAGAUACAAAGAGAGUGUUGGACACCACUAUAUCACACUUUGGAAAACUUAACAUUCUGGUGAACUGUGCAGGAAUUCUGGAGUUGGGCAGCAUAGAGAACACAUCUCUGGAGCAGUACGACAGAAUCUUUGACAUCAAUGUCAGGAGUAUAUACCAUAUGACCAUGCUGGCCGUGCCACACCUGAUAGAGACUAAAGGAAACAUUGUCAAUGUGUCCAGUGUGAAUGGGAUCCGAUCAUUUCCAAAUGUCUUGGCCUAUAAUAUGUCCAAAAGUGCUAUCGACCAGUUCACAAGGUGUACAGCUCUAGAGUUGGCUCCAAAGCAUGUGAGGGUGAACUCUGUCAAUCCUGGUGUGGUUAUAUCAGAAUUACAGAAACGUGGGGGAUUAAAUGAAGAAGCUUACGCAAAGUUUUUGGAGCGUGCUAAAGAGACGCAUGCGCUCGGUCGCCCAGGGCAACCUGAAGAAGUUGCCAGGGCAAUAGCCUUCCUUGCCUCAGAUGAUUCGUCUUUCAUCACAGGGGCGUCACUUCCGGUUGAUGGUGGUCGCCAUGCUAUGUGUCCCAGAUAAUCAAAGAAAAUAAAUGGGAAUUUUU
This is a messenger RNA of Saccostrea cuccullata (small rock oyster), 868 nucleotides long. RefSeq names its product 3-oxoacyl-[acyl-carrier-protein] reductase FabG-like. The record is from RefSeq and is a predicted model, not a curated record. Lineage: Eukaryota; Metazoa; Mollusca; Bivalvia; Ostreida; Ostreidae. Gene Ontology annotation, molecular function: oxidoreductase activity. The transcript is spliced from 9 exons. Bases 70 to 843 code for a protein of 257 amino acids.